Molecule: messenger RNA, 1984 nt
Organism: Monopterus albus (swamp eel)
Lineage: Eukaryota; Metazoa; Chordata; Actinopteri; Synbranchiformes; Synbranchidae
Gene: psg4
Product: sialic acid-binding Ig-like lectin 14
Exons: 8
Coding region: 27-1727 (566 amino acids)
Source: RefSeq, a predicted model, not a curated record
UGUGCUGGCGGUGCAGGGUGACAGUCAUGCCUGUGUGUCCUCUGGUUUUUGCAGCUGCCCUGUGUGCGGCAGUCCAGGCUGUUUCUCCUGUACCCACGGUCCCUGACCAUGUCCAAGCCCUGGUGGGCUCCUGCGUGGUGAUUCCCUGCUCUUUCACUCCUCUAGCUCCUCAUCCUCUCAAGGGCAGGAAGGAGAGGGUGUAUGUCAGGCUGAGGUUCAGAGGGGGUGGCUAUUUAUUUCCUCUUCGGAGCAUUGCUUUUAACAGCAAGGACAGGGCUCAAGUGAGCAGGGAUUUCCGAGGCCGAGCAUCUCUCUUCGGGCGAAUCACAGAUGGCGACUGUUCAGUGAAGAUAGAAAGGAUCAGUCAGGAUGAUUCACGGAUGUUUGAGAUUGCUUUGAACAGAGGUGAUGACUCACUUUGGGGAAAACCUGCAAGCUUUAAUUUGGAUGUUGUUGAAACACUUGAAGCUCCUGUCAUCAGCGGCAUGCUGUCAGUGACAGAGGGACAGCUGGUCACCCUUAACUGCUCUGUCAGAUAUCACUGUCCCUCCAGACCUCCAGCCCUGAAGUGGAGCUGGGAGAGAGGAGUGCAGCUGAACAGCACAGAGCCUGGGGAGGUGCAGACACUCUACCCCGAGCCCCACAAAAUGAUGCUGCUGGCCUCUCUGUCCUUUACUGUGUCACACCAGGUGAAACCGAGACUAAGGUGUGAAGUCACCUACCCAGGAACCAGCCCACUGGCUACCUCAAAGGACCUGCAUGUGACAUUUCCGCCAAAGGAAGUGAAAGUUCAGGUCCAGUCCAUGAAUGUGCAGGAGGGGGCCAGUGCCUUGCUGGUCUGCUCAUGCAAAGCUGACCCUCCUGCAUCGGCGUACCGCUGGUCCUACAGUCAAUGUGGCCACACGAUACAUCUCCAGCAGCACACACACACAGUUCGGGUGUACAACGUGACUCGAGACAUGAGGGUCCGCUGCUCAGCACAGAACCCAAUUGGUCGAGGAGACUCCCUGCCCACGCUACUGAACAUACAGUAUAAACCAGCCAUCCACCAACUCUCCUCCAACUGUGUAGUAGAGGAGUUGGAGGUGGUGUGUCACUGUUCAGUUGACUCCAACCCCAAACCUGCAGUCACCUGGAGCGUUAAUGGGACUGUUCCACCUCAUGACUAUAACAUAUCAGUAACGUCAAAGUCUCACAUGCUGACAGCCACUCUGAGAGGCCACAUGGACACGCCUCUAACUGUGAUCUGCUUUGCUUUUAAUGCACUGGGAAAUGACUCCCUGGUCUUGCUGCAGGAAGAAGAUAAAACCCCUGUGCUGUGGUUGGUGAUACCUGCUGUGGGCAUCUGCUUGGCCAUAUUUCUUCUGUCUAUUAUUUUUUACUGCUGCAGAAAGAGAGCUGGAAAAGGUGCCCUGAGUAGACAUCUAGCAGUGUACCCUGAAGGACUGGGAAUUUAUCAGGACAGGAUGCCCCUCUACAUUAACUGCACAGAAGUGACUCAUAUCUAUACCAACGGCAGCUACCAACUUGUAUACCAGAAUUGCACACCUCUUUUUGUCCAUUCUAAGCAGAUCCGUCCAAUGGGCAGAAGAGGUGGAGAGAGAAGAAGAAGAGGAGAGGGUGGAGGAAUAGACAGACAAGCCAGUUUGGGAAGCAGAGGCACAAGAGAGGUGCAGAGCACUGCUGCAGCAGAUGCUGAAACAGCCAUCUACCUGGAGAUCCUCUGAGCUCUGAGUCGCAUGAUUCACAUUACAUUUAACUCUUCAGAUUCAUUCUCUUACUAGUGGUAAUCCAUGCAUGUAUGUACUGUAGCUUUUGUGGUAUUGUAUAUACUGUACAUCUCUAGUUAUAUAACACCAGCAUUUCAAAGUCAAGCACGCUGCUCUUUUGAAUAGCUAAAAGUAGUUCUCAUGAUUUCCAUAUUGAACAAUUUCUCUUUUUCAGUGUUGACCUGUGACCUACUUUUGUGAGCUUUUUAUAAAAG